Molecule: messenger RNA, 840 nt
Organism: Ochlerotatus camptorhynchus
Lineage: Eukaryota; Metazoa; Arthropoda; Insecta; Diptera; Culicidae
Exons: 3
Coding region: 1-840 (279 amino acids)
Source: RefSeq, a predicted model, not a curated record
AUGGGUGCUAAACGGGAGAACACCUUGGUAGUAGACUUUAGUGUGCUGCCGAAGCGACCAGAUGCAUCUGCCGUACAGAAAUUCAUGUACGGUGAGUUGAAACUGGACAUAGCGGACGCCUUAAACAUCCAGGAUGUUUUACAGUUUCACAAUGUUAGAAACUGUGUCCACGUCGAGAUGAUAGAUGCAGCAACAGAGAAGCGCUACUUUGCAUCACACCAUCUAAAACAUACUAUGCAGUGUGAGAAAAAAGCUUACAAAAUUCCAGUGUUCGUGGAAGACGAAACCGUUAACGUGAGAAUCCAUGAUCUCCCUCCGAAAACACCUAGCACGGUGAUUAUAGAAAGUAUGCGACCAUACGGUACUAUUCUUUCCAUCAGCAGAGAAAUGUGGAAGAAUUAUUGUUCCGGCAUCCACAAUGGAGUACGUGUAGUACGGAUGAAGAUCAAACAACUCAUCCCUUCCUAUCUGAUGAUCGACGGUGAGACAACAUUGAUUACAUAUCGCAAUCAAGCAAAACCUGCAUGUUCUGUGGACAAAAGGCUCAUCCCCGACAAAAAAGCAGCAAAGUGCACCAAAGAGAGCAAACUACCCGAACGUGGAUUGAAACAUUUAAGCAAAAUUGAACCUGCGAAACACAACGAGAUGAUGACGGGCACUGGCUGCGAGUGUGACUGCGUGGAAAACCGAUUGUCUGCAGCGAAGAAGAGAGUCCUUACCUUCCGCGCCAACAGCAACCGCAAGGACUUGAACGCUCCCUCCCCCAUCUACCCCAACGUUUUCCUGCCCUGGCACAAAACCCGCUGGUUGCAGUGCAUUGUGAUCACUGCCAUCACUUGA